AUUCUCAUAUUGUUUAAUUUCUUUCUUUGAAAUGGAAUAUAUACACAGGAGCUAUCUGGAGAUGGAAAAACGGUUUAAGAUCUUUGUAUACAAAGAAGGGGAUCCCCCAUUGUUCCACGACGGUCCAUGCUAUAAUCUGUACACCACUGAAGGAAUUUUCAUCCACAAAAUGCAGAUGGACAUCCAUUUCCAAACCCAAGAUCCUGAAAAAGCUCAUGUAUUCUUCCUUCCCUACAGCAUAACGAGGAUGAGACAGUAUGUACGGGCACCUGGAAAACAUUUUGAUGGCAUAGGGAACCUAGUUCAAGACUAUGUCAAUGUUAUUGCCAGAAAACACCACUACUUCAACAGGAGUCUUGGCACCGACCAUUUCAUGCUCUCUUGCCAUGACUGGGCGCCAAUCACUAGUUUUUAUAGUCCACUCUUGGGUGAAAACUCAAUUCGUGCCCUGUGCAAUGCAAACACCUCCGAACGAUUCAACCCCGUGAAGGACGUAUCCAUCCCAGAACUCAAUCUCAUGCCUGGCAGAAGCGAGCCGGGUAGCGUUGUUGGGGGGCCAUCCCCGUCGCAACGCAGAAUCUUAGCCUUCUUCGCUGGAGGAAACCACGGCCCUGUAAGGCCAUUGGUGUUCAAGCAGUGGGAGAACAAGGACCCAGAUAUUCAGAUUCAUAACUAUCUACCCAAGGGCGUUUCUUACCAAAAGCUAAUGAGGAACAGCAAGUUCUGUCUUUGCCCAAGCGGGUACGAGGUUGGCAGUCCCAGAAUUGUUGAGUCACUGUACAAUGGCUGCGUGCCGGUGCUGAUCUCGAAGGGUUACGUGCCGCCGUUCAGUGAUGUUCUGAAUUGGAAGAUGUUUGCAGUUACUGUUUCCCUGGAAGACAUGCCCAAUCUGAAGAAAAUACUGUUGGGUAUUUCGGAUAGUCAGUAUAUAAGAAUGCACAGGAGAGGGGUUCAGUUGAGAAGGCAUUUUCAGGCAAAUACUCCUCCCAAACGGUUCGAUUUGUUUCAUAUGAUACUUCACUCCAUUUGGCUCAGAAGACUCAACACCAGAAUCGUUAAGGAUCUUGAUGCUGUGACCAAUUGAUGAAUCAAGUAUUGGUAACGGUUUGAUGUGUUAACGUGCACCACCUUCGACAUGAAAUUGUGAAACAAUGUUGUAAGCUUGAAAUUGUGAAACAAUGUUGUGAGCUCCCUCAGUGGACAUCCUACGAUUUCAAUUUUAAAUCUUAGAAUAAGUGAAAGAGUUUAAAAAAAGGGAGGAUAAUUAUUAUUGCAUAAGAAUAGUCCCUCAAUAAAUUUCAAUCUUAAAA
Messenger RNA from Rubroshorea leprosula, 1310 nucleotides. Lineage: Eukaryota; Viridiplantae; Streptophyta; Magnoliopsida; Malvales; Dipterocarpaceae. The record is from the annotation of a GenBank genome assembly.